Fimicolochytrium jonesii is the source of this 931-nucleotide messenger RNA. RefSeq lists its product as uncharacterized. The record is from RefSeq and is a predicted model, not a curated record. Lineage: Eukaryota; Fungi; Chytridiomycota; Chytridiomycetes; Spizellomycetales; Powellomycetaceae. The transcript has 3 exons. Bases 352 to 864 code for a protein of 170 amino acids.
CAUUUUAAUAUUUUGCAGGGAGGGCUGUUCAAAGGUUCUUGUGAGCUAGUAAGAGCUUAAAUAUUUGUCUGAAGACCAAAGACACAACAGUGGGAGCAAGUGCACUGUUGUUUAGCUUAGUGCGUGAGCGUGCUGACCGGAGAGCACAGUGAGACGAGCAAUGUUGGGUUUUCGGGGAGCAAGUUUCCAGCAGAAAACACAGGAGCGAAUGGAGCGAGUCUCGCGCCAGCAAGAACUCCCAAAUGCGCAGCGCGACACAUACUGUACAGUAAAUCACCCCUCUGACUCUGCCAUCCCUCUUGACAAUUGAGUCUUGACGACCCGGCGACGAGUACAGUACUCCUCAGCAACAUGCACAAACGACUACCCUUUCAGCAACAGCAGGACGACUCCAGGGUCACCGAAGGUGACUUGUUGGACGAGCAGCAACAGGAAGAUGUAAUUGAACAAUUACGAAGCCAGAAUGAUGCAGCGCAGGGGCAGUAUGAUUCGGUGGCAAAAUAUCUCGGAAUACCUGCCUUGAUAAUGCUACUGGUCAGUGUUCUGACGUCCAAGGACACGACCACGACGCUCUCCUACAUUAUCGCGUUGGGAUCAACAAUAGCCUCUCAAUACCUUUUAUUGCAAUCACGGCUUCGGCCCAGCAUCGGUGUUACUCUGAUACCCUUACCGAUAGCGUUAAUUGCCAUCUGGAGCAGCAACAAACCUAUAGUGACGAUUCUGUAUCUGCCUAUAUCCUUAUGGAUCAACGCCGUACCCUUACUUGUUGUUGGGGCACAGCUGUAUGUGCGUAAAGCGGGACGGGAUAUAGGGCAGCUGAUAGAGCAGAUGGAUAAUGUGCGCUACAAUUACAAAGGAGCUUGAUUGUACAUCGACAUCUUCGAAAAACAACCCCAGUCAGCCGUUUGCGAUGGCCGUUGCGUGAUGUCGG